AUGGGGGUCGGUGGGUGCUUGGCCCUGCCCUGGAGGUGCCUGGUCGUCCUCUGUCUCAGGCUGCUCUUCCUUGUGCCCGCAGGAGUGCCCGUGCGCAGCGGAGAUGCCACCUUCCCCAAAGCCAUGGACAACGUGACAGUGCGGCAAGGGGAGAGCGCCACGCUCAGGUGUACUGUGGAUGACCGGGUCACGCGGGUAGCGUGGCUGAACCGCAGCACCAUCCUGUAUGCCGGCAAUGACAAGUGGUCUAUAGACAACCGCGUGGUCAUCCUGUCCAACACCAAGACCCAGUACAGCAUCAAGAUACACAACGUGGACAUAUAUGAUGAGGGGCCCUACACCUGCUCUGUGCAGACAGACAAUCACCCCAAGACUUCACGCGUCCACCUCAUCGUGCAAGUGCCCCCCCAGAUUGUCAACAUCUCGUCGGACAUCACCGUGAACGAGGGCAGCAGCGUGACCCUCAUGUGCCUGGCCUUUGGGAGACCGGAGCCCACCGUCACAUGGCGGCACCUCUCUGGGAAAGGGCAGACCUUUGUGAGUGAGGACGAGUACCUGGAGAUCACAGGCAUCACACGGGAGCAGUCCGGGGAGUACGAAUGCAGCGCUGUCAAUGAUGUGGCUGUCCCGGACGUGCGGAAAGUCAAAGUUACCGUCAACUACCCGCCGUACAUCUCCAAUGCCAAGAACACGGGUGCCUCGGUGGGCCAGAAGGGCAUCCUGCAGUGCGAGGCUUCGGCCGUCCCCGUGGCAGAAUUUCAGUGGUUCAAGGAGGACACCAGGUUAGCGAACGGGCUGGAGGGUGUGCGGAUUGAGAGCAAGGGCCGCCUGUCCACGCUGACCUUCUUCAAUGUCUCGGAGAAGGACUAUGGCAACUACACGUGUGUGGCCAUGAACAAGCUGGGAAACACCAAUGCCAGCAUCAUCCUCUAUGGGCCUGGAGCGGUGCACGACGGCGGCAAUGCGGCGUCCCGGGUGGCUGCUGGCCUCUGCCUCUGGGCCACCCUCCUUGCUCGCCUCCUCCUCGACUUUUGA
Messenger RNA from Cinclus cinclus, 1035 nucleotides. RefSeq names its product opioid-binding protein/cell adhesion molecule homolog. Bases 1 to 1035 code for a protein of 344 amino acids. The record is from RefSeq and is a predicted model, not a curated record. The transcript has 7 exons. Gene Ontology annotation, cellular component: neuron projection. NCBI's taxonomy places the organism in Eukaryota, Metazoa, Chordata, Aves, Passeriformes, Cinclidae.